AUGUAUGCAGAUACUCCCUCAAUCACUUCGCACAGAACAGCCGCCCAGCCCACCCAACCCGAGCAUCGCAUGCCUGCUCCCGACGGCGGGGUUCCUUCGUUUCGUUUCCUCGCGCCCACCGGCACCGUCCCCAUAUUCAUCCUUGCCCAGCUGACAGAGGAAUCUCCCGAGAUUUGGCGGAGCGAGAUUCUCAUCGCGAAGCCCUUGGAGCCUCAUUGCAGAAUGCUGGCCAAGAGCGGUUGA
Messenger RNA from Colletotrichum spaethianum, 243 nucleotides. RefSeq lists its product as uncharacterized. Lineage: Eukaryota; Fungi; Ascomycota; Sordariomycetes; Glomerellales; Glomerellaceae. The record is from RefSeq and is a predicted model, not a curated record. The transcript has a single exon. Bases 1 to 243 code for a protein of 80 amino acids.